CUCCCAGAGACCAUCACCCUGUUCUUUUCUUCCUAACGAUGUCCGACGUGAACCAACUUGCCAACCAGAUUGGCCAGACCUCCAUCGCCGAGCAGGAGGGCGUCCCGAUUUCCAUCAAUGACCUGCCGCCUCAGAUGCAGGAGGCCGCUCGUGCGACGGUCGAGAAUGUCGCCACCCAGCAGCUGGCCGACAUCAAGGACUUGCUGAGUGUCCUGCAGCCGGCGGCCAUCCCGGCCAAGCCGGAGAAGAAGGACGACCACAAGUUCUGGAAGACCCAGCCCGUCCAGGACUUCGAUGACCCGUCCGCCUUCGGUCCGAUCGAGGCGGACAAGACUCCCGAGGAGAUUCGCCCGGAGCCCUACAAGCUGCCUGCCGGCUUCCAGUGGAGCGAUGUUGACAUGUCCAAUGAUGAGCAGUCCAAGGAGCUCUACGAGCUCCUGUCUGGCAACUACGUUGAGGAUGGCGAUGCCUAUUUCCGCUUCGACUACUCGCGCGAGUUCCUCCAGUGGGCUCUGCAGCCCCCGGGCUUUGUCCCCGAAUGGCUGGUUGGCAUUCGUCUGAUCAACACUGGCCGGCUGGUUGCAUUUAUCUCCGGUGUUCCGAUGUCCAUCCGCACCAAUGAAGUCACCCACCGCAUGCCGGCCAUCAACUUCCUGUGCAUCCACAAGAAGCUCCGCUCCAAGCGCCUGGCCCCGGUCCUCAUCAAGGAGAUUACUCGCCGUGUCCAUCAGACUGGCAUCUUCCAGGCCAUCUACACGGCCGGCGUGCGCAUCCCUCGGCCGGUUUCCAGUGUGUCCUACUACCACCGGCCGCUGAACUACCAGAAGCUGAUGGACGUGGGCUUCGUCCACCCGGGCACUCAGCUUUUGUCCAGCAUCCUGCGCCAGUAUCGCCUGCCGAAGACCGUGGCCCUGCCGCACUUCCGGCCCAUGCGCCCGGAGGAUGUUCCCCAAGUGACUGCCCUCUGGGCCGAUGCCUCGGCCACUCGGUACAACCUGACGGCCGAGUUCACCGAGGAGGAGGUGGCGCACUCGUUGAUCCCCCGCGACAAGCUGGUCUACACGUACGUGGUGGAGGCUCCCCCGGCCACGGCGGGCGGUGCCCCUGGGCCCAUCACCGACAUGGUGUCCUUCUACAGCCUGCCGUCUCUGUGCCUGGGGCACCCGGUCCACCGGACCCUCAACGCCGCCUACCUGUACUACUACGUGUCCACAGCCACCCCGGUGGCGGACCUUGUGCGGGGGGCCCUCAUCGAGGCGUCCAAUGCCGGCUUUGAUGUGUUCAACUGCCUGGACAUCAUGACCAACUCGGAGUUCUUCUCCCAGCUCGACUUCGGUGUUGGCGAUGGCACCCUCAAUUUCUACCUCUACAACUGGGCCAUGCCGACUGUGCCCGGGGGCAAGGUGAGCGUCGUGCUGCCCUAGACGCGCCGCACAGACAUCUCCCUCUCCCCGCUGCUCCCCUCCCCUUCCCUCGCCGCCCAUCCCCUCCUUCUCCCCUCAUCACUCCCUCUUGUGCAAGUUUCCCUUUCCUGGUGCCCCCGUCCUCUGGUCUGAUUCCAAGUGCCCUCUGAUCCGGAGGAGGGUGUCCAAAGCCAAAAUACAUACACACCUGAAUUCGCCA
Messenger RNA from Fonticula alba, 1623 nucleotides. RefSeq lists its product as hypothetical. Gene Ontology annotation, biological process: N-terminal peptidyl-glycine N-myristoylation. Gene Ontology annotation, cellular component: cytoplasm. The coding region runs from base 39 to 1424 and encodes 461 amino acids. Gene Ontology annotation, molecular function: glycylpeptide N-tetradecanoyltransferase activity. The record is from RefSeq and is a predicted model, not a curated record. The transcript has 5 exons. Lineage: Eukaryota; Rotosphaerida; Fonticulaceae.